UAUUUAUUUUGAAAAACGUAAUUUAACAGGAAGCACAGUUAAAUACAACUCGUCUACUGAUGUCCUCUUGCAAGUUUCUGAAUACGAUGAUUUCGACUACUGACUGAAUUGUUAAAAACAAUCUGGAUGUAGUUUUGCAAACUUUUGAAAACAAUCAUGGCGAAAAAAAAUUGGACUCAUUGGUCGGAUAUUUUAAAAAGGAGGCUAGCAAACGCAAAUCGAGAUGAAAGGAGCCAAGAAGAAAAGAAAUCUGAAGAAAUGGAUCUGUUCACCAAAUAUUAUUCUGAAUGGAAGGGCGGAAGUGACAAAAACAAAUCCUACAAGAACAUUCCUCGAUUCUACUUUAGGCUACCAGCUGAGGAUGAAGUUUUACUCCAGAAACUGAGAGAAGAAUCUAGAGCGGUCUUCCUGCAGAGGAAGAGCAGAGAACUGUUGGACCAUGAGGAAAUCCAGAAUUUGUGGUUUCUGCUUGAGAAGCACCAAGUGCCUCCAGUGAAUAGUGAAGAGGCCAUGAUCAGUUACGAAGCCUAUCUGGAGGUGGGCGACCUGGCUGGGCCCAAGUGCAACAAAUUCUUCACAGCCAGAGUGUAUGCCAAACUGCUCCACAGCGACCCCUACGGCAGGAUCUCAAUCAUGCAGUUCUUCAAUUACAUCAUGAGGAAAGUGUGGCUUCAUAAGACCCGGAUUGGCCUGAGUCUCUAUGAUGUGGCGGGACAGGGCUUCCUCAGAGAGUCUGAUCUGGAGAACUAUAUUUUGGAGUUGAUCCCCACACUACCUCAGCUGGAUGGACUGGAGAAGUCUUUUUACUCUUUUUAUGUCUGUACUGCUGUCCGCAAGUUUUUCUUUUUCCUUGACCCGCUUCGUACUGGAAAGAUUAAAAUCCAGGACAUCUUGGCUUGCAGUUUUCUGGACGAUUUAUUAGAGUUAAGAGAUGAGGAGUUGUCGAAAGAGAGUCAGGAGUCCAACUGGUUCUCGGCACCUUCAGCUCUCAGAGUCUACGGGCAGUACCUCAACCUGGAUAAGGACCAUAACGGGAUGCUGAGCAAGGAGGAGCUGUCACGUUAUGGCAGAGCCACGCUCACCUCAGUCUUCCUUGAGCGAGUGUUUCAGGAGUGCCUCACUUACGAUGGAGAAAUGGAUUACAAGACAUAUUUAGACUUUGUGCUGGCCUUGGAAAACAAAAAGGAGCCAGCAGCGCUGCAGUAUAUUUUUAAACUUUUAGACAUGGACAAUCAAGGAUACCUCAAUGUCUUCUCCCUCAACUAUUUCUUCAGGGCCAUCCAGGAUCAGAUCAGAGUGCACUGUCUAGUCCCUGUCUCCUUCCAGGAUGUCAAGGAUGAGAUCUUUGACAUGGUGAAGCCUAAAGACCCCUAUAAGAUCACACUCCAGGACUUGGUAAACAGUUGUCAGGGUGACACGGUCACCAGUAUCCUGAUUGACUUCAAUGGCUUCUGGACAUAUGAGAACAGAGAGGCACCUGUUGCCAAUGACAGCGACAGCACAAACACAGCCAAUAAUGAUGACUCCUAAACAAAGUGA
Messenger RNA from Hippocampus comes (tiger tail seahorse), 1539 nucleotides. It is a transcript of the gene ppp2r3c, whose product is annotated as protein phosphatase 2, regulatory subunit B'', gamma. The record is from RefSeq and is a predicted model, not a curated record. Gene Ontology annotation, biological process: B cell homeostasis; T cell homeostasis; positive regulation of B cell differentiation. Gene Ontology annotation, molecular function: calcium ion binding. NCBI's taxonomy places the organism in Eukaryota, Metazoa, Chordata, Actinopteri, Syngnathiformes, Syngnathidae. The transcript is spliced from 13 exons. Gene Ontology annotation, cellular component: spindle; centrosome. Bases 157 to 1530 code for a protein of 457 amino acids.